AUGGCUCCGCGCUGUCCGAGCGCGUCUGCGCCUUUCCUCCCCUUUCUCUACCCGUCGCUAUUUGCGUCAAGGCACGCUUUUGCAAGCGUAACAGCGCUCCGACGACGCUACAACUCGACCGUCAACGACCUCCCAGAGACACGGCUCAACCCAGCUCCCGACGACUAUGCCGCCCCAAGCUUCUCCGAUAAAGCCCAGCUAAGCCUAUAUGCUGGUCGAGGUGGAAACGGUUGCAUCUCCUUCUUGCGUGAGGCAUAUCUCGCCGAGGGCCCUCCCAAUGGCGGCGACGGUGGUCAUGGAGGCAACGUCUACAUCCAGGCCGCCCACGGCGAGACCUCGCUGCACAAGCUUGCGCGGAAGCGCUUUAUCCGCGCGGGUCGGGGGAAACAUGGUCAAGGAAGUGCAAAAAGCGGUACUCGGGGAGACGAUGUCAUCAUAACGGUGCCUGUGGGAACGGUUGUGCGUGAGCUGGAACGUGAGGAUCCCGUCGCUGAGGAGGAGAUGGAUAUGCGGCUGUGGCGUGUCCAGGAAAAGCAGCGCAAAAGGGAAGAGCGAUUGGCUGCUAUGGAAAGGCAGAAGAAGGAAGAGGAAGGCGAAGAAGUAUACGAAGAGGAGGAGCAUGAGAUUGAGGAGGAUGAGGAGGAAGACCAGAACCCUGAGCGUCGCAAGUGGUUGCUAUAUCCCGGUCUAUCCAAGACGGAUGUCAAGCAAACCGUUUUCCCUCGACUUCCGAAGCGCCAUCGCCUCUAUAAGCAACCUCCGCCCAAGAUCCAUCUCGACCUGUCUCGUCCGACGCCCAAGCCCAUCCUCCUCGCAACCGGCGGUAUCGGUGGCCUGGGGAACCCUCAUUUCACAUCGCGAGCGCAUCCACGCCCAAUGUUCGCGACCAAGGGAGAGGACGCCAUUAGCAUGAAGAUUGAGCUUGAGCUCAAGCUCCUUGCCGACGUUGGGCUGGUGGGUCUCCCCAAUGCUGGGAAGAGCACCCUUCUCCGCGCCAUUACCAACAGCCGUACUCGUGUUGGUAACUGGGCUUUUACGACUCUGCAGCCCAAUAUUGGCACUGUUGUUCUUGACAAGUAUUCUGGUCGGCCUACUAUCAAGAGUUAUCGCCGCUAUCCCGCUCAGAUGGGACUGCCCGAGGAGGUCGAAACUGAGCCACGAACCCGUUUCACCAUUGCUGACAUUCCGGGUUUGAUCGAGGGCGCUCAUCUGGACCGCGGACUCGGAAUUGCUUUCUUGCGUCAUGUUGAGCGUGCUGGUGUCCUCGCCUUUGUCAUUGACCUUGCGGCGGGCAAUGCUGUCAAGGCUCUGGAUGCGCUAUGGCGUGAGGUCGGCUUGUAUGCUCAGAUGCGCGAUGAAGAGGAGGCAGACCGCGAGAUCGACUCGCGCGUUGACUGGGACCUUGAAUCAGACCUGGACGGUCCCAUGAAUUUUCCCCCUGAGUUUGAGACUGGACUCCCUGACUCUACGACUACCCCUGCUCUUCAGAUUGCUGGAAAGCCGUGGUUCGUUGUGGCGACCAAGGCCGACCUACCAGAAACCCAGGCUAACUUCAGAGAGCUCAAGGAGUACCUUGACGGCAUCACCAAGGGCGACAAGCCGCACCCCAGCGGCGUCGAGAAUGCCUGGACCAAGGACUGCACUGCCAUCCCGGUGAGCGCUAUCAACGGCCAAGGCGUUGACAGAAUUGUGCACUGGACCGUCGGUCUUUUGGACGAGUAA
Fusarium keratoplasticum is the source of this 1722-nucleotide messenger RNA. RefSeq lists its product as uncharacterized. The record is from RefSeq and is a predicted model, not a curated record. Gene Ontology annotation, molecular function: GTPase activity; GTP binding. Bases 1 to 1722 code for a protein of 573 amino acids. The transcript has a single exon. Gene Ontology annotation, cellular component: mitochondrion. Lineage: Eukaryota; Fungi; Ascomycota; Sordariomycetes; Hypocreales; Nectriaceae.